GUCAUGGCAGCAGAGCCCCUGACUCAAUGCUGCUUUGGUUAAUCAGUAACCAGAGUGGGAGCACCGCGGACAGCCGACUGGGUUAAAUUAAGGGAGCUGAGGAGUCAGGACCUCAGUCAGCCCUUCACUCAGCAGCAGCAGACACACACGAAGGAAUCAUUUUAAGGUGACUAUCAACAGAAGGUAAAAUGCGGAUCCUGCAGUCGCCUCUUCUUGCCCUCCUACUCUGCUGCUACCUCUCAGCGAGCCAAGCCAACCGCGUCUACAUUCACCCCUUCCAUCUCUUUGCCGCUGAGAAUGUCAGCUGUGAGACCCUGCAGGCCCAGACGUCCAAGCCUCUCGAGACACUUCCUGUGGCCGCCCUUGAUAUUGAAGUCCUGACGCCAGACAGCAGGGACCCGUCGAAGCUGGACGCACAGAAGCAGAACGUCACAGAGAGGACGGCGGUUCUGGCAGAGCUGUUGAACUCUCUGGGCCUCAGGAUGUACCAGGCACUCAGCAGCAAGCAGCAAAGCAGCAACACCCUCCUGUCCCCGGUCAACACCUACGGAUCCCUCUUCACCUUCUACCUGGGAGCCUCCAAGAAGACAGCAAGCUUGUUCCAGCAACUGCUGGGCCUGAGCAGCGGCACCGACCGAGAGGACUGUGUGUCCUUAGUGGAUGGACACAAGGUUCUCAAGACCCUGCAGAGCAUUAACUCUCUGGUGGACGACGGACCGAAAGAUGAAAUCACUACCCAGGUGUGGACCUUCGCUCGUCACGGUGCACAGCUAUCAGAGGAUUUUAUUCAAGGCACGCAAGACUUUUCGGACACAUCGUUCAUCCGCGGCGUGGACUUCUCCAAGCCUCAGGAGGCCGAGCAGCUGGUGAACAGCUUCGUGGAAAAGACGUCGGAAGGGAAGGUGAAGAGCGUCUUCAGGGAUCUGAACUCCAGCAGCGACCUUCUCUUUCUUACCUCCUUUAACUUCCAAGGUAGCUGGAGGACAGCUUUCCAGCCAGAGGAGACCUCCACGCAAGAAUUUCAUGUGGACGAAGCAACCACAGUGAUGGCUCCACUGAUGACCCACACGGGUCGGUACCACUACCUGAAUGAUAAGUUACGGCGGUGCACAGUUGUGAAGCUGUCUCUGAGUAAACGCUCCUACAUGCUGCUGGUCCUGCCUCAUGAAGGGGCUAACCUCCAUGACAUAGAGUCAAAGCUGGGUACUGUUGUCAUGUCUGACUGGCACCAGAACCUCCAGGAAGGUCUGUUGGAGCUGUCCCUCCCGAAGUUCUCCAUGUCUUCCACGACUGACAUGCGCGACCUGCUGACCAACAUCAGUCCAGAACUCGAGGCCAAACUGUUGGGCUCCGAGGCUGAGUUCAGCCAACUCAGCAACACCCAGCCCUUCGCUAUAGAUAAGGCGGUCAACAAGGUGAUGUUUGAGAUGUCAGAGGAAGGAGCAGAACCUCAGGACAAGAUCCAGGAAGCAGGCAUCCCCCUGAAACUCUCCAUCAACCGGCCGUUCUUCUUCUCUGUCAUAGAGGGAGAUUCAAACGCCAUCCUCAUGCUGGGAAAGAUCACCAACCCUACACUCUGAAGUUAUACAGUGCCCGAAAAAUCCAACAAAAACCUCUGACGUGAAAAACAGCCGACAUAACCAGACCCAUUUCUUUACAGUGUUCCUCAUCGCCUACAGCUCCUGCAGGUGCCGAAAUCAAUCAUUCGACAGACGCCUCAUUUAGAUCCUUCCCUUGUUUUUCAGCUGAAAUAUUGGCCACAUGCAGUAUUUGAGGAAUGAAGCACAACCUCGCACACAGAGGAUCUAUCGAUAUCACGCAGAGUUGCAGAAACAGUAUUUAUGAAAAACCUGUUACUUCAAGCCGAGUUGUUUUCAAGCAGCCUCUUAAAAAUUUGUUUGUUUUUUUUCCCUCCUGUAAAAUUUAUUAUAGCAGAGUUCUGUACAGUAUUUUUAAGUAGAGUAGGUACAGUAACCACGAUUCUCUACGAUCAAUGACUGAUGACGUUGUAUAUUGUAACUAAGAGUUUAUUUUUGUUUUGUUGCGAUUUGUGAUUUCUGUAAUAAAACAUGUGUAACCCAAA
Acanthopagrus latus (yellowfin seabream) is the source of this 2083-nucleotide messenger RNA. RefSeq names its product angiotensinogen (gene agt). Gene Ontology annotation, molecular function: serine-type endopeptidase inhibitor activity. Gene Ontology annotation, biological process: regulation of systemic arterial blood pressure by renin-angiotensin. The coding region runs from base 189 to 1580 and encodes 463 amino acids. The record is from RefSeq and is a predicted model, not a curated record. Lineage: Eukaryota; Metazoa; Chordata; Actinopteri; Spariformes; Sparidae. The transcript is spliced from 7 exons.